AUGGCUGUCAGUCCGGCUGGUGUCAGGUUAUCCAUAUGGAUGGCCGUGUUUACCGGCAUUACCACCGCCGUGAUCGCCCUUCGCAUUUGGGCGAUCCAUUUGACUCGCAAGAGCCUCCAGCUCAGCGACUAUCUGGUGUUUGUCGCCUAUAUUGCGACAUGUGUAAUGGUUGGUUUGAAUUACUGGGCCAUAGCAAACGGCCUAGGCGCACAUACUGACGAGCUGUCGGAGAGUCAACUCAAUGUCCAAUUCAAGAUGAUCGUCGGUAUUAGCAUGACAUGGCUCACGGGCACUGUCUGCUGCAAACUCUCGAUCCUGGCUCUGUACACCAGUCUCUUUCGCACAUUCCGUCCGAUUCGCAUCCUCGUAUGGACGGUGAGCGGACUCGUGGUCGCAUACUUCAUCGCAUUUCUACCCAUCUUUCUCACCCAGUGCCACCCGAUCUCCCAGCAGUGGAAACCAGUGCCUGGAGGGGGAUGUCGAUCAUUGGCGAUCCAAGAGAUCUCCUCAAUCGCCCUAAACAUCUUCCUUGACACAUCCAUCGCUCUGCUACCCAUCCCCGCUCUCUGGCGACUUCACAUGGCACUUCGCAACAAGCUCACAAUUGGCGUCAUGUUCGGAAUGGGUCUCGUCGUCGUGGCAGUAAUGAUCUGGCGCCUAGUCAUAACCCUCGACCCAAGCACAAGCAAAGACUUUGUCUUCGGCCUCUACCGAAUCGGCCUCGUCAGUUUCCUCGAACUCUGGCUCAGCAUGAUCAUCGUCAGUCUACCCGCUCUGGCACCCCUCUUCCGCUAUUACAUCGAGCCACUCUUCUCGCAGAAGCGACCGAGUCGCGGCAACCUCCGCGAAGCACAGCAUACCAUCGGCAGUGAACCCCGUAAACGGGGGGAGUAUAUGUACUCGGAUAUCGAGAUGGGGGGAGGCAAUUACUCGGCGCAUGUGAAAACGGGGAUGAGUUCUUCUCAGAGUGAGGGUGAGGAUACAAUUGGGUUGGUGAGGGAUAUUCAACCUAAUGCGAUUGCGAUGCGCAGGGAUAUUGUGGUGCAGGAGGGUCGCAAUCCUAAUCCGGUUUGA
Penicillium cinerascens is the source of this 1074-nucleotide messenger RNA. RefSeq lists its product as uncharacterized. NCBI's taxonomy places the organism in Eukaryota, Fungi, Ascomycota, Eurotiomycetes, Eurotiales, Aspergillaceae. Bases 1 to 1074 code for a protein of 357 amino acids. The transcript has 4 exons. The record is from RefSeq and is a predicted model, not a curated record.